Messenger RNA from Symbiodinium sp. CCMP2592, 5247 nucleotides. Lineage: Eukaryota; Dinophyceae; Suessiales; Symbiodiniaceae. The record is from the annotation of a GenBank genome assembly.
AUGGAACGCGGCGGCCGUGAUCAAGUUCCUUCCUGGGAUGGUGAAGCUGCAGGUUGGAACACCUAUGUGAGAAGGGUGAGGCUCUACUGGGAGCGCACGCCGUCGAAGAAGCGGAAGCUUGUCGGAGCUGAGUUGGCCAGCCGGCUGUCAGGACGCGCCUGGGAUGUGAGUGGCGAUCUUGAUCACGCCCGGCUUCAGGGGCGUGAAGGUGCUACCUAUCUUCUUGAGUACCUGGAGACUCGCCUGGGCCGCUCGGCAAUUCCCGACCUGGGAACUCGCCUGGAGGACUUCCUUGUCCGUCUUAGGAUCUCCGAAGAAGACCACCACCGGGUCGCCAAGGAGGGCGGCACCAGCCACGUCGCCUCCGGCAUCGAGCUCUGGACCCACCGGUCGCGAGCGAGCGCAGCCAUCGUGGUGACCAAGGCUGGACUGCGGCUGAGUGGGAGGACUGGUGGAAUGGGCAAGGACAGCGAUGAGGACGAUGAGCCGGAGCCCGAGUGGGAGCGCUUCCAGCUGGAGGAGGUCGAUGCCUUGCCCCAGGAAGUCCUGGGAUGGAUCCUCCUUCGUCGUGCUCACCUUCCUUCGCAUGCUCGGCUGUCCGUCCUCGCCGCCACCAACAACAAGCUGGACCUUGACCUCAUCGAGAAGGCCCUUCGCGACCAGGAGGAGGACCUUCUUCAAGCAGAAGAACGCCGUGGGCCUCGUCGUACUUACUGGGUUGAGCAGGAAGGCUCGUGGGGUCUGCUUCUUGACGACCUCCCGGCUGACGACUCCCAAGGGAAUGUGCAUUGGGUCGGCGAGCGCUUGCCCGAGGAAGUGCAUCCGGUCUUCUCGGCUGAGGAGGAACCGGAAACGUGGUGCAGUAUGCAUGGCGACGCUGAGGUGUACUGGAGCUACCUUGACGGAGACUGGUGGACCGAAGAUCCGGAAGGUGUCUGGUGGAACUGGUCGGACGCCAAGCCGUGGUUUGAGGUGAAUGAGGCCAUGGCUGUGGACCCGGCGGUCGGCAAGGAGCUCCAGGAAGCCUUGACCCUCUACCAGGAUAAGGUGCGAUCGUUCAAAGAAUCCCGGCAACUGGUGGCUGCUAGGAACACGGCCCGGCCAAACACCCCGGCUUCUUCGACUUCUUCCCCUUCGGCGGCCAUGGCGGCAGAUGGCGGGCAGAAGCCCGGAAGCUCCUCGUACACGGGGUGCUUCAUAUGUGGUGCUAAGGACCAUGAUUUUCGUCGGUGUCCGAAGCGCGGUUCCGGAAAAGGGGCCGGAGCUGCCCACCUGUUGAGCGACAGCCCGUGGAGCGAGGCGCCGACCUUCAUGGUGAUGCCCGGUGAUGACGCCGCUGAGCCGGGAUCCAGUGCUGAGGCCUUUGCUGUGCAGGGGAACACCCAGAUCACCGAGCAGGCCGAGAUGCCAUUGUGCUAUAUGCACGUGAUUGCCGGCAACCCCCAGGACGACUUCGCCUUCGGCAACUUCCAGAUGGAGGCGGCUAUGUCUGUGACCGGCCAGUUACACCCAGGGUUCGCUGUGAUCGACAGCGGGGCCACGGAGACGGUUGGCAGCCUUGAUGCCAUCGAAGCUGUGGUGGCGAUGCGCCGCCAACGCUAUGGAAUGGAGAGCGUCCGAGUGUACCCGGAAGCCCGCCGAAGCUUUCGCUUUGGCAACGCCCAGCAGGAGACCGCCACUUCCUAUGUAGAGGUUCCUCAGACCCUGGGCGGCAAUGCUAUCUCCCUCGGUGUCUUUGCGCUUGACGUGCCCCGCAUCCCGAUCCUCUUGAGCAUUCGGACUUUGAAGAAGCUAGGUGCUGAGAUCAACUUCCAACGCAAGACCAUAGUGUUCAAGGCCGUUGACCCUGGAGUUACCAUAGGCCUCCAGGAGAGUGCGUCAGGUCACCUUUUGCUAGAUCUGGCGCACGAUUGGUUGCGCACACCCGGUGCCGGCCAAAGUUUCUCCGGAACCGUCUUGAGCCAGGUCUUGUCCGGAUAUAAGGAGGGCGCGGGACAUGUGCAGCAACCUGAGCCUGGGGGCCCCGACAGCGAGAACUUCGGCGUCUUCACACAACAGCCUCCGGAACCCCAACUUCCUGAACAAGCACCCGGUCACGAACACCCUCCUUUGCAGAGUGCCUUGCUGUCUUCCAGUGGUGCAAGUGUGUGUGAGCAUGCUUUAGCAGACAGACAUGUUGCUUUCGAGAGUGUGCCUCCUGAAGUCCCGAGUCAUGUGCCAAUUUUCGAUAUGACUGCUGCCGACGAGACCUCUCGAGAGUCGAUGGGGACACUGCUGUCCCAACAAUCCCCCCGUCAACUUCCUCUUCGUGAUCAUGGCUACGAUGUGUCAAGAGCAGUUGGGCCGGAUCCCCGCGAUCCAAGGACAGCCGGGCCGCCGUGCAACGGGAACCACGUUCCGAUGGCAGCCGGCCGCGGGAGCCUGUCGGAGUCGGGGGCCAAUGCGCACGGCCGCUGGGAAGUGUGCAAGGAGUGCCGCCUGCGACUCCUUUAUGUGCCGGCCUUUGGCGCUCACGCUCAUUACCGCCAGGCUGGACCGUUGCCAGUGGACGCGAAGAAGGCAGUGGAGAUCAUGGAGGAGCGUGUUGCAGCCGGGAAGCCGGCGGCCAAGGAGACCUUGAAUGCCAAGGCGGUGGCGCUCCAGGGGGCGGAGGAUUCUCUUCUACGACGCCUCGAGACCGUCCGCUCUCAGAAGGCCCAGGCCCUUGGGAAGGCGAGCAGCGAGAAGGAGAAGGACGGCGGCUACCCGAAGGACGUUCGCGCCGGCGACCUCAACGACAAGCCGAAGGACCGCGGGGCCCGACCAAAGGUGAAGGCAGCAGCUCAGGCGGUAAGCUCCGACUCGGGAAUGAGUGCCAAGGACGAUCCACAGCGUGUGCCAAAGAAGAGUGUCAAGCGGAACAAUCCCAAGGCUGCCGAGGAACAGGAAGCGCUGACCAAUGCCGAGGCGGAGACGUGGACCAAGGGCUUCCUUGCGGCCGAGGGCAGCCUUCAGAACGACCAGGCCGCAACGAUCCGCGAGUCCAUGAAGGAGAUCCUUGCGGGCUUUGAUCAUGAUGUGGCUGAUCUGCCAAAGCACCGGUCUGGGGUGCAUGUGCUCGAGGUCGGAACUUCCGGAGCGAGUGGCCUUCGAAAUGCUGUUGAAGAUCGACACGGAACCUCAGCGAGGAUGAGCCCCUUCGAGUACGACUUUGGACGGAAGGCCGGUGUGGAGCAAGCUUUGGAAGCAGCCAGGGCUCGUUCUCCGGCUUUGUUGUGGGUUUCAGUUCCGUGUGGAGCCCUUGAGCAGCCUGAGGACAGUGUACCGGAAGGGCCCGACGAUUCCCAAAGGACUCACCUGCAUCGCAGAAGGAGGUGCCGCAAAGUCUUCAAGACCGCCCUUAGGCUUGCUGAGGACCAGGUGCGCCGUGGUGCCCACAUGGCAUGGGAAUGGCCUAAGGACAGUCUGGCUUGGAAGGAGCCCGAGAUGAAGGGCUUCAUGGCGAAGCUUGCGAAACGAGGGCACCUACAUGUGGCCAUCUUUCUUGACGAGGCAGCCGGGAAGAAAUGGCAGAUUGUGUCGACGAGCCCCGACCUUCGCAGAUCAAUUGUGUAUGCGCAGGAGGGCUUGUCAUCCAGGAGAUCUGCGGCUGCUAUGUCCCGGUCCUUGUCGGUUUCUUCGAGAUAUCCUCCCAAGUUGUGCCGGGCCGUUGCCGAGUUUGCCCUACAGGCCGAUCACCUUGGUGGCGCAGCAGCAGAAGCCCAGGCCUUUGGACUGAGUGACGAACCGCUCCUUGAGUCAAAGCUGGACCCCGCUGACCGCAAGCGGGCAGAGGCACUGGUUCAUCGACUUCAUGUUCGUGCCGGGCAUCCCUCUGGCAAAACUCUGGCAAAGGUGCUGCGUGCCCGGGGAGCCCACCACGAGGUCAUCAAGAUUGCCAUGGAACAUACAUGCCCAGACUGCCAAGAGAUGCGCCUCCCGGACCUUUCUCCUAGCGUCUCUCUCCAGCAAAGUGAGGUGCCAUGGAAGGUGAUCCAGAUCGACAACGCCGAGAUCAGGGUCGAUGACACGGUGACCCACUUUAUGCUGAUCACCGACGAGGCCACCCACUUCACUGUCGUUGCUAAGCUCUUUGACCGGCACUACCAGGACGGCAGGAAUGCGACUGCGGAGGAGGCCAUCCUGGCAAUUGAGCAGCACUGGACCCAGGCUUAUGGAUUUCCCGAUCGGCUUCGAUGUGAUCCCGAGGGGUGCUUCCGCUCGAAGCUCUUAGAAGCCUGGGCGGCCGACAUUGGCAUUGAGGUGACGCCGUGCCCUGCGGAGGCACAUCACCAGAUUGGCCAGGUGGAGUCUUUGGUGAGGAAGAUGAAACAGGAUGCCACGACCCUUCUUGCUGGCCAUCCUGUGGGCGCUCACCGUGCUCUUCUUCAUUGCGCCGCGGCCCACAACACAGUGCACAGGGUGCAGGGCUUUAGCCCGGCCCAAUGGGCUUUUGGGCGCGACUUUGGAGUUGAUGGGCGUCUGUUUGAGAGCGAGCAAGGCCUCCCCCUGUUGCAGAACGCCGUGGAAUCAGGACACAGCUUCCAUGACCACAUGGCUGUGCGAACGGCGGCGGAGGACAUAUACCGGAAAUCCCAGGCAUCCUAUCAACUGGGGCGGCUCUUGAAUAUGAAGUCGCGCAGGAAGGUGCAGUUCAUUCCGGGCGACCUGGUGUUUUAUCGUCGUGUGCAGCCUCCAGCAGACACGCCCGCACAUCCAGGCCUUGGGUUUGCAAAAGUUGGUCAGGGCAGAUGGUUCGGGCCGGGACGUGUGUUGGCGACUGAGACUCGGAGCGACGCUCAAGGAAUGGUCCGAAAGCCAUCCCAGACUGUGUGGGUCAUUUCAAAUGGCCGUCUCAAGCGAUGCAGCCCUGACCAGCUUCGGCAUGCAUCCGAAAGAGAAGCUGCGAUUGCUGAGGCUACCGAUGCUGCGACGCCACCGUGGACCUUUCAUAGCUUGCUGCAGACCUUGGAAGGCACCGGCUUCGAGACCUUCGACGACUAUGUGUUCCCGGAGGACAUUGGGUCUCUGCCUCAUGUGUCCAGGGGUCGCUCCAGAGCAAGGUCACGGGAGCCAGCCACCGCGAGAAAUGAGGGCACAGAGAAGCAAGGCGCAGAGAAGCGAGAACGAAGUGCCCAGAAUCCAGUUCCUCGCACUCCUGGUGGUCCCCCGGCGGCCUUGCCGACAGUUGAUCCUCAGCGGUAUCUUGGUGACCCCACAUACUUCUAA